This is a messenger RNA of Dichotomopilus funicola, 693 nucleotides long. RefSeq lists its product as uncharacterized. The transcript has 2 exons. NCBI's taxonomy places the organism in Eukaryota, Fungi, Ascomycota, Sordariomycetes, Sordariales, Chaetomiaceae. Bases 1 to 693 code for a protein of 230 amino acids. The record is from RefSeq and is a predicted model, not a curated record.
AUGGUGACCGAGGCGACCGAGGCCUUUCCACGAUUCAGGGAACUACCCCCCGAACUACGGAUCAUGAUCUGGGAGCAAGCGAUAACCAGUCCCACCGUCUGGAGCAUUCAGCUGGAUCCUCUGCCCCUCGACGGCCCGCCGAACCCCAAUCCCCCGUGUCUCGGGAGCAAAUUCAUCGGUCCGAUCGGCCAUGGUGCCAACACAGAUCGACUGCUUGCCUGGAUCUGCCCGGCGACGACGGUGGUGUUUCUCGGCGCAUGCUCCCCCGCGAUUGACCGGCUGAGAAAUUUCCACGCGGAAGACGCCGCAAAGUUCCUGCAUGUCGCGUUAGACUGGUAUUUUCCAGCUUUUAACGACCUUACGAGUCUCUUCGACGUAUGCGCCGAGUUGGCCCCUACAUGCAAGGCGCUGGAGACGCUCAUUGUCGGACGGGUGGACGCCAGCUCGGCUACCACUCAAGAGCCACUCCCACCCAGCAUGGCGGCGCUCUACGCCCGCCUGUCGCAGGAUCCGGGACCAAUCACGGACAUCGAAAAGAUACAAGACGACGACUAUCGGGAGGCCCUCCUGCGGUUGUUCCCCGUUCCGUCCCCGAAAUUGCACGUCGUGGGGUACCGCGGCCCUGGUUCGCCUUCAGGGUCCCUGCUGCGGCCGACGGAACUAUGGGGUUGCGUAGUCCGGACGAAAGCUUAA